This is a messenger RNA of Condylura cristata (star-nosed mole), 989 nucleotides long. RefSeq names its product Ts translation elongation factor, mitochondrial (gene TSFM). The record is from RefSeq and is a predicted model, not a curated record. The coding region runs from base 1 to 858 and encodes 285 amino acids. Gene Ontology annotation, cellular component: mitochondrial matrix. Gene Ontology annotation, biological process: mitochondrial translational elongation. NCBI's taxonomy places the organism in Eukaryota, Metazoa, Chordata, Mammalia, Eulipotyphla, Talpidae. The transcript is spliced from 5 exons. Gene Ontology annotation, molecular function: translation elongation factor activity.
AUGGGGAGGUCAGAGCGGCGGUGGGGCAAGGCCGUCACCGGGCACUUCCAUGCUGCUCUGUUCAGCUCCCACCGUGGGCGGGCGGCUCGCCGACCCUCUGCUUGUCCGCAGGCCGAGGGCUGGCUGCACCGGCAGGCCCGGGAGGAGGGCUGGAGCAGAGCGGCCAGGCUGCAGGGCAGGAGCACCCGGGAAGGGCUGAUAGGGCUGCUGCAGGAGGGGAGCGCGGCCGUGCUGGUGGAGGUAAACUGUGAGACAGAUUUUGUUUCCAAGAAUUUAAAAUUCCAACAGUUGGUUCAACAAGUUGCCCUUGGAACUAUGUUGCAUUGUCAGAACCUCAAGGAUCAACUCUGCACUUACAGGAAGGGCUUCUUGAACUCCUCUGAGCUCUCUGAGCUUCCAGCUGGGCCUGAGAGAGAAGGGUCUCUGAAGGAUCAGCUGGCCUUGGCAAUUGGGAAGUUGGGAGAAAACAUGAUUCUUAAGCGAGCUGCGUGGGUGAAGGUGCCAGCCGGGUUCUACGUUGGCUCCUACGUCCACGGAGCGACGCAGGGCCCCUCGCGCGGCCUGGCGCUGGGCAAGUACGGGGCCCUCGUGGUCUGCGCGGCGUCCGAGCAGAACGCACGCCUGGCGGAGGUCGGCCGCCGCCUGGGCCAGCACGUGGUGGGCAUGGCCCCGCGCUCCGUGGGCUCCCUGGACGACGCGCCCGGGGGGGAGGCCGACACCCGGAUGCUGUCCCAGCCGUACCUGCUGGACCCGUCCAUCACGCUGGGGCAGUACGUGCAGCCUCAGGGCGUGUCCGUGCUGGACUUCGUGCGCUUUGAGUGCGGAGAGGGCGAGGCGGCCGCAGAGGCCGAGUCGUGAGUGUCCAGGCGGCCGCGUGGGGCGGGGCGGCGCGGAGGGGUCCCCGCGCCCCUUGCUCUUCGCUUCUGGGCUUGCAGCGGAAUCGCGCGCUGGCCGGCUCACGUGGUCAAAUAAAGUCGUUGCAGAAUAAA